AUGAAAACAUCAAAAAUUCUUCACUAUAAUACUUUCACGUUAGAACAUUCAAAACAAAUCUAUAUAACAAAGAAUAUGAGCGCUAGUGUAAAUACUAAAAAACCAUGUGUUACAUAUAACACGAGUGCUGGUAUUUUAACAUAUGACGGAUGUCAACAAAGAUUUUGUGGUAAAGAUGUUAUUUGGCAUCGACAAUAUUUAGCUCGGCAAUUAGAUGGUAUUAUACAAGAACAGGCUUUGAUUCAAUAUGAUAUUAAACAAAUAUCAAUUGAUAGCUCAUUAUUAAAAGAAAUUGAUCAAUGGGUAAAAGAAUCUUUAGCAAAGAUUCAUCGUGCUGCUGAAGUUUCACGAAAAACUGCUCAAAAAAUAGUUAAGCAAUCAAAAGGAAAGAUUUUUAAAAUAUAUCGUGAUUUAGAUAUUAAUCUUCGUUCAUUUCAUGCAGCUGAUGACUAUUUAGAAAAUGAUCUUAUUCAUUGGAUAGAGCAAUUAAAAAACCUUAAAUUAGAAAUUACAUUACCAUCUUCAGUUAAAAUUAUUAAAGACGAAAAAUCUAUUAUUCAGUUAAUUAAAGUUGAAAAUACUAAUUUAAAAAAUAAUAAAUCUACGAAUAGUAAACAACUGCCUUUAUUAACAAGUGCAUUAAAUUUAAAGAUUCAAGCAAAGUUUGUAGAUGCACUUGGACCUGUUACACUCAAAAAUGGAGGUUUUCUUGCUAAACAUACUGGUUUUUAUUCUGAUUAUAUUUAUUUUCGUGGUAAUUUACUUUAUUCUCAUAGUCAUCACAUGAUACGAUAUAAUUUACGGUGGAGAAAGCAAAAGUUCCGUACUUCAAGAAUAUGUCAAUAG
This is a messenger RNA of Rotaria sp. Silwood2, 846 nucleotides long. NCBI's taxonomy places the organism in Eukaryota, Metazoa, Rotifera, Eurotatoria, Philodinida, Philodinidae. The record is from the annotation of a GenBank genome assembly.